AUGACGCCCGCUACGCCCUCGAGACACAUCUCGCGCGGAUCAGAGACCGACCCCGAGACGCCUCCAUCGGGAUACUAUCUCGCCUCGGAGGACACGCCCACCCGGCCCGGACCCAGCAGGCUAGACGUGGACCGGACGCCCGUCCAGCUCCAAGCGGAUGAUCACGAUCGGGAGCAUCCCGGUUCUUCCUCGAGCUACGAGUCCGGGACUACCUUUGACGAGGACCUAGAGAUCGAGGAAGGGGUCGAAGUGGACGGCGUGCUGUUUGAUGAAGAGGAAGAAGGGGAGGAUGUGGAUGUGGAUGUGGGCCGGCCGCUCGUUUCCCGUCGAAAGCGGCGGAGAUGGGAUACCAAUGAAAAUAAGAAUGAGCGGAGUCUCAUAGAGCUCCUGCCUCCGCUGCUACUCGCUCAUCCGCUCCCUCUACUCCCGCUAUUGGCGACACUGCCAUAUACCUUCCUACCGGGCGGAGUAGUCCUCUUCAUCCCGGUCAUCUGCGUCCUUGCCGCCCUGUCUGCCUGCGCACACAUAGUUAUUGUCUACCUCGCAUGGUAUCUCAAAGUACGGAGCUUCGAGGAUGUCUUUGGCGCAGUCACAAAGAGCCGAUAUGGCGUCUGGGCAGGCCGAGGUGCCGUCCUCGUAUCCGUCCUUGGACUCGUUUCUAGCUGGGUAGCAACUCUGUAUCCUAUCCUCGAACCGCUGGUACAGCAUCUGAACGUCCCUCCGGUGAUAUGGACCAUCGGCUUCUUUCUCUUGAUACUUCCCUCCCUCGUCCCACUACGCAUCAACCGGAAUGUCGUGCCCGUCAUCCUCGCUUUACUGCUGCCCAUCAUCGCCUUCUUGGUUAUCGGCCGUACCGUUGAAAUAACCAAGGUGGAGGAGGCUCUCACCAAGCGGGGAGCCGCAGACUUUGCAGCUGGUCCUGGCGUAGGCAUCACCACCCUAAUCACCUUCUUCUCCCCCCACAUCAACACCCUCCCCAUCCACGCCCAGCUCGAGCGCAACAAACGCUCGUCCUUCCCCAUCCCCUGCCUCGCGACAUCCACGACCCUCCUCGCUCUCUCCCUCCCAUUCGCGCUCGUACCCUACUAUCUCCUACCUGACGGCCCGGGCCCCGAAUCCCCCGCUGGCGUCUUUGCCCGCUUGCCCGCCGAAGACGGAUGGGUCAAUCUCGCCCGGGUCCUCAUGUGCCUGCUUGCGCUGGGGACGUGCAGUGCCUGGGUGCAAAGAGGGAGGGAUACGGUGCUGAUCGCGAUGGGUGCGGAGGGGGAGCGGCGGGCCGUCCGGUAUGUCGGACUAGGGGUGUGGGCGUCGGUGGUCGCGUUGGGGUGUGCGGGCGGGGUCGUUGGUGAUAUCGCGCGGAAUGUGGGGGUGUUGGCUACGCUGGCUGUCUCGUGGUUCUUACCAGCUCUAUUCUUCAUCAUCACCUUCCAUGUCCGCUCCCCCCUCGCUAUCGUCUUCAAACACCCCCCACCCCCGGCCCCUAUCGAUCGCGGCCACUCUCGUACCAACAGCACGAACGACCCCUCCCUCGACGUCCUGCUCGCGCGGAAAGAACGACAGCUUCAGCGCCGGCGCACCGGGCGGAGGCUAUGGCAGGAUCUGAUUGUGUAUGUGGGGAUUCUGCCAGUGGGCGCGGUGGGGAUGGUAUGGGUCAUCAUACAUCCUUGGUUAUGA
This is a messenger RNA of Dioszegia hungarica, 1674 nucleotides long. RefSeq lists its product as uncharacterized. The record is from RefSeq and is a predicted model, not a curated record. Gene Ontology annotation, biological process: amino acid transmembrane transport. The transcript has 7 exons. Gene Ontology annotation, molecular function: amino acid transmembrane transporter activity. NCBI's taxonomy places the organism in Eukaryota, Fungi, Basidiomycota, Tremellomycetes, Tremellales, Bulleribasidiaceae. Bases 1 to 1674 code for a protein of 557 amino acids.